This is a messenger RNA of Ramularia collo-cygni, 1821 nucleotides long. RefSeq lists its product as uncharacterized. NCBI's taxonomy places the organism in Eukaryota, Fungi, Ascomycota, Dothideomycetes, Mycosphaerellales, Mycosphaerellaceae. Bases 1 to 1821 code for a protein of 606 amino acids. Gene Ontology annotation, cellular component: ubiquitin ligase complex; cytoplasm. Gene Ontology annotation, molecular function: ubiquitin protein ligase activity; ubiquitin conjugating enzyme binding. The record is from RefSeq and is a predicted model, not a curated record. The transcript is spliced from 7 exons. Gene Ontology annotation, biological process: ubiquitin-dependent protein catabolic process; positive regulation of proteasomal ubiquitin-dependent protein catabolic process; protein polyubiquitination.
AUGUGCCGAGAUUGUAUUAUACAAUCAUUCCACAAUGCCUAUGACAGCACGGACGAUCCGGACCUCAGCUGGGGUGUGGAAUGGGCUUCGGGCUACGUCCGAGCCCGAGACCAUGUUUCCCUUUUAGGCGAGGACUUUGUGGCCAAAUAUGAGCUUCUCGAGGCAGAAUACGACGUCCUCAGGAGGAACCGAGUAUAUUGUCCUCACCCUACGUCAGAUCCGAACAAGAAGUGUGACACUUUCAUCGGGUCAGUUACACGUGACGCUGACAGCCGGGCAUCCUGCCCAACUUGUCAUCGCUCGGUGUGCAUGAAAUGCCGGCAACCUCAUGGAAACGAUCAUCCUCAGUAUUGCUCAGACUUAUCCCAAGAUGACGACUCAGAGGUGGCUCUGCCCCAGAACUGGAUACGGGCACAGGACUAUCAACUCUGUCCCCAAUGCCGGAAUCCUGUUCAACACUUGGAACUUUGUAACUUCGUGAGAUGCCCCUUAAGAGCCUGCCGGACAGGGUUUUGUUUCAUCUGCGGGCAGAUAGCUCAACACAGACAUCCAUAUCUACACUGGCAGCGAUUUCGGCCAAAUGGCUCGGAUGGAUGCUACCUUUGGGGUGGAAAGGGGCCAAAUGACCCCGCCACGGCGAUGUACGCCAACGUGGAAGAUCAGCCAAAGUAUUAUAGGAUCGAUAUGCCAACCUUGAAGACCCAUCUUUCCGCCGCGGUAUCUCAGCAAAAAGCCGUGCUACGUAUUCCAAAUUGGAUUCGAGACAUGUCAAAUGACUGGAAUGUGGUAUUCCGUUACGCCGAGGGCAUGGUCAGCGGGAUCUGCGCAUAUCAACUUGAUGCUCCACGGCCCCAGACGACACUUCGAGAGUUGAAUCUACUGGCGUCGUUCGACAAAUAUCUCAAUUACGCCGAUCGAUUCUUCUAUAUGUGGUCGUCCAUUGAGGCCAACGCUAGAGACCGGAUGGUGGAGGUCGCUCGUCCUGCUCAAUUUUGGUCGCAAGAACUUCAUGACAUCGCCAAUAGCAUUCCAAUCCAGGAAAGAGAAAUGACAAGGCUAACUGUAGGUAGUAUAAACAGAAGAGGAGCUAACGUAAAGAACGAAUGGACUCGUCAUGUGCCUCGAUCGAUGCAAAUUCUCUAUUGGGUAAUCCCAUCAGAGUCAAACUCCCAGGAAGCUUCGCGCGCUGGCAGGUCUGUAAUUUUCACAACCUUGAAGUGCGAAUAUGAGCCAAGUACGCACAAGAUAAGAGAAGCCAUGUUCGGCCUCGAAGCACUUUUGUUGAAAAGCCCACAAUGGCUCCUGAGCGCGGCUUUCCUUUCGAACUCGGUGAAUGGGAACCCUGCCCUGCUGCCCCCUCCACCACCCGGGCUUCGAGUCUUGCAAUAUUCACAUGCAACCGUCAAGCUGUCAACAAUACUAGCUAUAACUCGCGAUGCGAUUGAUCACGCUGUAAUGGAAGCCGAUGACGAUGCAUACGCACCACCCUCGAUCCCUGAAUGGUGGAAAGAUCCACCCCUGCCCGGAGAUACGGAAGUAGUCGUCAAAUAUGUCCAAGAUGGACAAGCCACGAAAGCCUUUGAAAAGGCAGAAGUCGUUGCUCUCUUCGUCCACAAUGGGGCCAACUGGUAUACGCGUGAUGCGCUGCUAAAGUUCUGUUGCCAURUGAAAAGUUUGGAGCAGAGUGAUGCUAUACUGUGUCGUAUCUUGUGCCUCGGGGAUAUCAGCAUUUUAACGGACACGGUGACGGUGACGGACGGGGAAUUGGAUCGUCCAGGAAUGGGAAUCACAUGGAAAUUUGAUGGGCACCGUUUGGUCUGA